UUCAUUCACUUCACAUGCCAGUGAAAGAGAGAAAACUUAGUGGGACAAUAUGGAAAUGUCAAAGAAUCUAAAAGUGUUGAUCUUCAGUCUUAACCUUUUAACUUCAGUGUUGGUUCAUGGCAAUAGUGACAAUGAAAGAAAGCCAUACAUAGUCUACAUGGGAGACCUGCCUGAAGCUGGAAUUUCAGUCGUAGACCAGCAUCACAACUUGCUUGUUACUGCAGUCGGAGACGAGUCUAUUGCAAGAGAAUCCAAAAUAUAUAGCUACGGAAGGAGCUUCAAUGGGUUUGUAGCCAGGCUAUUACCUCAUGAAGUGAACAGACUAUCAGAGGAAGAGAGUGUGGUAUCGGUGUUUGAAAAUACUAGGAACAAACUGCACACAACAAGAUCAUGGGAUUAUCUCGGAAUGACAGAAACAAUACAGAGAAGACUCACAAUAGAGAGUAGUAUUGUAGUGGGAGUGCUGGAUACUGGAAUUUAUGUGAAUGCGCCCAGCUUCAGAGAUGAAGGUUACGGGCCUAACCCAGCUAAAUGGAAGGGAAAGUGUGCCACUGGCGCCAACUUUACAGGCUGCAACAAGAAGGUAAUAGGUGCAAAGUACUACGACCUGCAGAACAUUAGCACUCGAGACAAAAGUCCAGCGGAUGAUGAUGGCCAUGGAACCCACACUUCUUCCACGGUUGCUGGAGUUGCUGUGAAUAGUGCAAGCUUAUACGGCAUAGGUAAUGGAACUGCGCGCGGCGGCGUUCCAUCAGCACGCAUUGCCAUGUACAAAGUAUGCUGGGAAGGUGGUUGCACAGACAUGGACUUACUAGCGGCAUUUGAUGAUGCUAUUGCUGAUGGAGUAGACCUACUCUCAGUUUCAAUUGGAGGGUGGUCCAGGGAUUAUAUUCAGGACCCAAUUGCCAUUGGAUCUUUUCACGCCAUGAAGCAUGGAAUAUUAACUUCUUGCUCAGCAGGGAAUGAUGGGCCUAUGCAAAGUUCAGUCUCUAAUGUGGCUCCAUGGAUCAUGACUGUUGGUGCUUCUAGCAUCGACAGGCAGUUCAAGACGGCACUCAAGUUGGGCAAUGGCCUGAAAACUACUGGAAUUUCAAUCAGCACUUUUGCACCAAAGAAGCAGAUGUACCCCCUAACUAGUGGACCCCUUGCGAACAAUGUUAGCAAUAGUGAUUAUGUAAAUACCAGUGCCUGUGAUGCUGGAACACUGGACAAGAACAAAGUGAAAGGAAAGAUUGUAUACUGCCUUGGGAACGGCCCCCAAGAUUACACCAUUAGAGAUCUUAAAGGAGCUGGAGUAAUCCUAUCCAUUGAUACAUUCAAUGAUGUUGCCUUUACUUCUGUAAUACGAUCAACCAGUGUCAGCAUCAAGGAUGGCCUAAAGAUAGAUCACUACAUCAACACAACCAAGAACCCUCAGGCUGUUAUAUACAAAACAAGAACUGUCCCUAUUGCUGCUCCGGCUAUAGCAUCAUUUUCAGCUAGAGGACCUCAACUUAUCAGCCUCAACAUCCUCAAGCCUGACCUUGCUGCACCAGGACUAGACAUAUUAGCUGGAUACUCGAGACUAGCAACAAUUACAGGGGAUCCAGCUGACAAGCGAUAUUCCGCUUUUAACAUUAUAUCAGGAACAUCCAUGUCUUGCCCACAUGCUGCUGCUGCUGCUGGCUAUGUCAAGAGCUUCCACCCUGACUGGUCGCCUGCUAUGAUCAAGUCUGCUUUGAUGACUACUGCCACUCCUAUGAAGAUCAAAGAUAUUAGCAUGGAGUUGGGGUCAGGAUCAGGGCAAAUUAACCCAAGAAGGGCAAUCCAUCCUGGUCUUGUCUAUGACAUUUCAAUGAGCAACUAUCUUAGUUUCUUAUGCAAGGAAGGUUACAAUAGCACAACUAUAGGCUCACUAAUUGGUGGCAAGAAAAAGUACAAUUGCUCAGACUUCAAACCUGCACGGGGCAGUGAUGGCCUCAACUACCCUUCAAUGCAUUUGCAGCUAAAAACUCCGGAGUCUAAAAUUUCUGCCGUAUACUACCGGACGGUGACCCAUGUGGGAUAUGGUAAAUCAGUAUACAAGGCAAUUGUGAAAGCUCCGGAGAAUUUUUUAGUCAAAGUAAUACCUGAUACACUGAGAUUCACUACAAAGCACCAAAAGCUAAAUUUCAAGGUUUUAGUGAAGGGUGAUCAAAUGGCAAAUGGAAAAGAGAUCCAAACAGCUUGGCUCGAGUGGAAUGAUUCCAAGCACAGUGUCAAGAGCCCUAUUGCUAUUUACAGAAAUUUAUGACCUAGGUUCUUUUAGUUGAUUUGUUUUUCUGCCUUAGAUAGCAAAGUCUUGUUUCUGAAUUAUAUUCAUUAUUCUGAAGCAAUAACAUCAUAAUUUUAUAGCCUCCAAA
Messenger RNA from Ricinus communis (castor bean), 2381 nucleotides. Its product is annotated as subtilisin-like protease SBT4.15. Gene Ontology annotation, molecular function: serine-type endopeptidase activity. Gene Ontology annotation, biological process: proteolysis. Lineage: Eukaryota; Viridiplantae; Streptophyta; Magnoliopsida; Malpighiales; Euphorbiaceae. The transcript is spliced from 11 exons. The record is from RefSeq and is a predicted model, not a curated record. Bases 50 to 2272 code for a protein of 740 amino acids.